CUGGCCCGCAAAGCGCGCGAUGCGAGUCGUAAACUGCAACAGCUCCCCUCGCGCGAGCGCGCCGCGCUGCUGCGCGCCGUCGCGAACGCGCUCGAACGUCGCGAGAGCGAAAUCCAAGCCGCGAACGACGAAGAUUUGCGACGCGCUGAAUCGUCCGAUGACGUCGAAGAAGCGCUGCUGCAGCGGUUGAAACUGAAACCUGGAAAGGUGAAGCAGCUGGCGGACGGCGCGCGGGCGAUCGCGAACAUGGAAGAGCCGAUCGGGAAGCCGCUGAGCGCGAUGGAGUUGGCGAAGGGUUUGACGCUGACGAAGGUGACGGCGCCGUUGGGGGUGCUUUUGAUCAUAUUUGAAAGCCGGCCGGACGCGCUGCCGCAGAUCGCGUCGUUGGCGCUGCGGACGGGGAAUGGACUGCUGCUCAAGGGUGGGAAGGAAGCGGCGAGCUCGAACGCGAAACUGCGGGAGGUCAUCGUGGACGAAUUUGAGGCGUUCGGCGUACCGAAGGAAUGCGUGUGCCUGAUCGAGGGUCGAGAAGCGGUGGCAGAUCUGCUGAAGCUGGAUGACGUGAUCGAUUUGGUGAUUCCGCGCGGUUCGAACUCGUUGGUGACGUACAUUCAGAAUAAUACGAAGAUUCCCGUGCUCGGGCACGCGGACGGCGUGGUGCACGUGUACGUCGACAAGGACGCGAAUGUUGACAUGGCGGCGAAGUGUGCGAUAGAUUCGAAGAUUGAUUAUCCCGCGGCGUGUAACGCGUUGGAGACUUUGCUCAUUCACGACGAUCUUGUCGCGAAUGGAGGCGCGGCGGAACUCAUGACGGCGUUGCGCGCGGCGGGCGUCGAACUCUUUGGCGGACCGCGCGGGACAAAGGAACUCAACCUACCAGCGGCACCGGCGCUCCGACACGAAUACGGUGGCAUGCAAUGCUCGGUGGAACUCGUGAGCUCUAUGGAUAACGCCAUCGAUUACAUCCACGCCAACGGUUCGGCGCAUACUGAUUGCAUCAUCACGUCGAACCAAAAGACGGCGGAUGAAUUCAUCGCUCGCGUCGACAGUGCGUGCGUGUUUCAUAACGCCUCCACGCGCUUCAGCGAUGGAUUUAGAUUUGGUCUCGGCGCUGAGGUUGGUAUAUCUACUUCGCGAAUCCAUGCCCGCGGGCCCGUGGGCGUCGAAGGAUUGUUGACGACGCGCUGCUUGUUGCGAGGCAAGGGGCAAAUUUGCAACAAGGACAAGGGCGUGGAGUUCACGCACAAGCGACUACCGCUU
Molecule: messenger RNA, 1260 nt
Organism: Ostreococcus lucimarinus CCE9901
Lineage: Eukaryota; Viridiplantae; Chlorophyta; Mamiellophyceae; Mamiellales; Bathycoccaceae
Exons: 1
Molecular function (GO): glutamate-5-semialdehyde dehydrogenase (NADP+) activity; NADP binding
Source: RefSeq, a predicted model, not a curated record